This is a messenger RNA of Drepanopeziza brunnea f. sp. 'multigermtubi' MB_m1, 309 nucleotides long. The record is from RefSeq and is a predicted model, not a curated record. NCBI's taxonomy places the organism in Eukaryota, Fungi, Ascomycota, Leotiomycetes, Helotiales, Drepanopezizaceae.
AUGUCGAUCUUUAAGCUAAAGCUUACUAAAGCUUACUUUAUCGACAAUCUUAACAAAGGUUUUAUCGAACCUUUAACAGCGCUAUUUGCAGCUCUAGUCCUAUUUGCUAAGAAGCAAAACGGUUCCUUCCGCUUUUAUAUUGACUUCCGCGCGCUAAACAACUUUACUCGUAAAGAUCGAUACCUUUUCUUUUUGAUCGAUAAGACUUUCGCACGUCUUUUAAGAGUUAAAAUCUUUACGAAACUCGAUAUUCGUAGAUCCGGACAAGACGUCGAUAGUAGAGCAUUAAGCGCCUUUUACGACCGUUAA